UCCUCAGACGCCUCCGGACGACCAUGAAGGCUCUACGGCUGCUGCUGCUGCUCGCCCUGUGGGGGUUCUCCUCCUCGCUCAGCUUCCACGGAGACAGCGUCAGCUUCACGGCUCCUCAGAAGCAGACGGACGGGACGGUCCAGGUGACCUUCCAUCGCAGACUUAAUGGACGAAUCAGCUGUCAGAAUCAGUCGUCCUACACCUGUGAGAACGGGACGUGCACGAGCUUCAACGAGUCCAUCGUCAUGCAGACGGACCGGACCGGCACCGGGAGGGAGGAGUGGUGCCAGUCCGAGAGGCGCGUCACAGCCACCACCUCAAGCAGCAACACCUCCCUCUCCCUGAGGGACUCGGGCUGCUGCUGGACUUCUAAUGUUGAAGGAAAGACGAACUGGACUUCUUCUGCAGAGCUGGACUUGGGCAGCCGGUCCGACUCCAACGCCCUGAAUGGCUGUCCCGUCACGGCCACCGUGUCGUCGCUACGCGUGCCUCAGAACUGCUUCUCCAAGGUCCCCCUUCUGGCCCACGAUCCCGACGGAGACCUCGUGAAGUGCCGCUUCGCCUCCGACGCCGCGCCUCCCGCCAACUUCGCUCUGGACGAGACUGCGUGCGCGCUGACGGCCGACGGUCAAGUCGCCGUCGGCAACCACGUGUUUGAGCUGCUGCUGGAGGACUUUCCACGCAGAAGCAUCACGCUGACCUACGGGGACGGGACGGCGGUGUUGCGCGAGGCCGCGGACGCCACCGCGCCGCCUCUCUGCAAAGUGAAGCUGCAGUUCUCCAUCGAGAUCGUUCCUUCCGUCCCAAACUGUGAACCUGGUCAUGUGCGGCCCAGGUUCUUGUCCCAGACGCCGUCCAAUGGGGACCUUCUUUUUGCCACUGUGGGUCAGAACUUCCAGCUUUCUGCCCGAGCACAAGCCAGCCACGCCAGCAUCCGGGAGUUCCAGGUGAGCGGCCCCCAGAACAUGAGCAAAGCCUUCACAGACCAGCUGGAGGGAAAGGCUGAACUGACCCUGAGCUGGACCCCCCAGCCCAGAGACCUGUACAGAUCCGUGCCGGUCUGCUUCACGGCAGAGACCAAAGAAACACAAUCAGAUAUGAGGUGUGUCGUUGUCAUGGUGACCCAAGCGUCUCUCCUUCAAGGCAAGGCCAGUGUGACGUGCUCCCCCAACAAGAUGGUGGUGGUCCUGGAGAAAGCCUACAUGCCCGGCAUCGACGAGAACUUCCUGCAGCUGAGAGACUCGUCGUGCUCUCUCUCCUCCAACGACACUCACAUCGUGGGCGUCAUGUCAUUCAGCACCUGCGGCACCAAACUUGAGGAUCAAGGCGACUUUCUCGUUUUCAAGAACCAGAUAACCUCCUUCGUGCUGCCCAGCGAGAUUAUAGUCCGGAGAAAGAAACUUAAGAUCGACAUCUCGUGCCAGUUUCCGAAAACCAUCAGCAUCUCCAGCUACUUCAACCUCCACAAUUCUGACUACGUUUUCACCGAGUCCAGAUUCGGCAGCUUCGGCUACACUUUUGAAAUAUUCACCGACGGCAACUUUACGAGCAAGGUGGCCCCCAGCGCCUAUCCAGUGGAGGUCAAGCUGCUGGACAAGGUUUACAUGAGCAUUCAGGCGGAGGCGGAUCUGUCAAAUGUCAGUCUGUUUGUCGAAUCAUGCAAAGGCACCCCUGAUGACAACCCAAACAACAUCCUCUCCUAUGACCUCAUCAAGAACGGGUGUCAACAGGACGAGACAUUUAAAAUCCACCCAUCCAAUCAGACUUCAUUCAAAUUUGAGGUUCAAGCCUUCAAAUUUACUGGAAACUAUGACCAGGUGUACAUCACCUGCUCCGUCAUCCUGUGCGAGUCUGGGAGUUCCUUUUCCAGAUGUGCCCAGGGUUGUCUGGCGGAUCCAUCCCGGCGCAGACGCAAGCGUUGGGUGACCAAGGAGACAGUCGGACACUCCAUUACCCAGGGUCCUUUGCGGUUUGUCAUGCAGGCUGAUUCCAAUGCUGCUGUGGAAGAUAACAUCCCUUUGAUGAAAAAGAUUGAUCAGCCUGCUGCAGUGAAUCCUCCACCAGUGUAUCCACACAUUAAAGUCAGCGAAGGAGGUCUGGGAAUCAAGGAGACCCUCAACGCCAACAUCAGCACCGUGGUCUUAGCCAUUGCCUUCUUUGUGUUGCUGGUGUUGAUGGCUGUGGUUGUUGGCUACUUCAUUAAGAAGAGAAAAGAUGAAGACCGCAGAUCUCUUUUAGUUUCAGGUUGGGAGAACUAAACCCAACUCAUAUCAGUUGCUAUUUGUUUUAUUUUGUUAAAUGAUUGGUUCACCUUCUUUCGAGGUCUGUCUUACUAAAACAAUACUCAGAUGUGGAUUUAUUUAUCAUCCCUCCGGAUCAUAAUGGCCAUUAAACAUCUCUUCUUAAACGUAGGUUUGUAAUAUUGGAAAACUAGCAAAAGAACGCAACAAAUAAAACAAUUAUCCAACCCAGCCCAGUGUUGCCAACUCUUUUUCAAUGAAAGGAGCUGGUAGCACUUGCUCCAAAAGCCCCUUAAACUAGCUACAAGGUGGUCAAUCCCACAACACUGACCCUAACCCGUCAGGCCUCUCUCCAUAGUCACCCCCCCUGACUAAAUCCACACAACCCCCCUCCUCUGUAAAUUAAAGUCUGAAUAAGACAAAUAAAUUCAGUAUCUUCUAAAGUCUUUUUAGCUCAGAAGUCACUCUGUGUUUUCCCAGAAAGUUGCUUUGCUGGAGUGGUGGGAUAGCAACACAUGUUGUACUACAACAACAGUAACUUUGAAAGGUACCAAAUCAGACUCACAUCGGCCUUCAGAUCAGAGCUUUUCUAUUACAGUCUCUAUUUACAUAUAAUAUAAUUGGCAAUGGACAGUGGAAAUUCUUGUUUUGCGUUUUUUGGGCCUUAGAACAUGUGACGGCCAGAAUGAACAGGAGGGAUUAUUACAGCAAGCAAGACCUGUUUCUAUGUUCAUGUAACACAUCACUAUUGUCUUAAGACAGGCUAGAACAAUUCUAUGAUGGGGCGUCCUGGUGGUGGAUUGGUCUGCGAUGCAUAAUGACUACAUAUAUUGUUAGUGCAUUGCAUCGUACAGAACAAAGCUAAUGACUUAUCUCUUGGAAUUGGUUUUGAUUGAUCUUUAUGGUUGUUUUCCCCACAGUUAGCAAACCAGCCACACCCCCACCUGCAGCUCGGUGUUAACUGAACCAGUUAUAGG
Cyclopterus lumpus (lumpfish) is the source of this 3217-nucleotide messenger RNA. Its product is annotated as deleted in malignant brain tumors 1 protein-like. Lineage: Eukaryota; Metazoa; Chordata; Actinopteri; Perciformes; Cyclopteridae. The transcript has 13 exons. The coding region runs from base 24 to 2258 and encodes 744 amino acids. The record is from RefSeq and is a predicted model, not a curated record.